AUGCUGCAUGGCUGGCUCGAUCGACGCGGUGUCACCGACUUCGAUCCAGAGACAUUCGGCAUCUCGACCAGCGAAGCGGUAUUCGUCAAGCCGCAGCAGCGCCUCGUCCUCGAGCUAGCCAUGGAGGCGCUGCAAGAUGCCGGGCUGCCACCAUCGACUUUGCUUGGCAAGCGGGUAGGCGUGUUUGUGGCUGCCAACGGACAGGAAGGCUACGACAAGCUCCUGCUCGAUGAAGCCGACAGCGGAGUGCACACCCUGGGAGCACACUACGGUCAUGGCACACACAAUGCCUCCUUGGCCGGUAGGGUUGCCCACUGGCUCGGCUCAUGUGGUCCCGCGAUGACCAUAGAGACGGCGUGCAGCGGAGGGCUCACUGCUGUACAUGCUGCACAGCGCUCGCUCAAGGCUGGCGAUUGCGAUGUGGCAUUGGUGGCGGGCGUGACGACAUUUGUUGAUCCCGAACGCCAGUUCCCCUUCCGACGUCAGGCUGGCAUGGCUACCCGGUUACCUGAGCAGCAAUCGAGGGCUUUUUCGAGCAGCGCAGAUGGCAUGGUCCCCUCUGAGGGGGCUGUCGCUGUCGUUUUGCAGGCGCAGCAUGGGGGCAACACUGGCGCCCGGCAUGGUGAACCGCUGGCGUGGAUCGAGUCGAUCGAGUGCGAGCACCAAGGAGCCUCGGCGACGAUGAUGACGACCCGAAGCGACGCUCAGAGUCGACUUAUCCAUCACGCACUUGCGGCCGCCGAAGUCGAGCCGCAAGCGAUCGACGUCUUUGAAUGCCAUGGCUCCGCAACGCAGCUGGGCGAUUUAGUCGAAUUCGGCGCGAUUAGGCGAGUCUUUGGUGGUAGUGUUGCCAAGAGGGCAGCGCCAGUGGCCAUCACAGCGAGCAAAAAUAUCUUUGGGCACACGGAAGAGGCGGCUGGCCUCGUCGGACUGCUGCACGCAAUUGUAUCGCUCAGACAUCGCAGCAGCCCACCAAGCCAUGUGAGCGACCCGAACAUCGACUUUGAUUGGGCCGGGGCAGGCGCACGCUACUCGAACUGUCGAACGAGCCUGGGCAGAGGCCAAAAUAGUCCUAUGCAUGCCCUUGUGAGCUCGUAUGGCUUCAGUGGGACCAUGUGCAGCGCAGUGCUGCGAAUCGGGCAGGAACAUCCGCAGCCGCAGCCGCAGCCGCACCAGGAGCGGGACGAGCGCCUCGCAAACCUCCUCUUGCUUUCUGCGCCCGAUCGUACCCGUCUUCGCCUGGUUGGCAAAGCGUGUGUGGAACAUUUACGGAACGCGCCAC
This is a messenger RNA of Acaromyces ingoldii, 1282 nucleotides long. Its product is annotated as ketoacyl-synt-domain-containing protein. Gene Ontology annotation, molecular function: fatty acid synthase activity. Gene Ontology annotation, biological process: fatty acid biosynthetic process. The record is from RefSeq and is a predicted model, not a curated record. The annotation marks the transcript as partial. NCBI's taxonomy places the organism in Eukaryota, Fungi, Basidiomycota, Exobasidiomycetes, Exobasidiales, Cryptobasidiaceae. The transcript has a single exon.